AUGUAUCCGGGGUAGUUUCUUAGCCCUGGAGCACAUGCGCCGUGACCGCGGAGGUCGUGGUGGUGUCAUCAUUAACGUGGCAUCUCGUGCAGGAACCCAUAUAUAUUCGUUUUUACCGACCUACUCUGCGUCCAAGCAUGCUGUGGUCGGCUUCACCACCAGCUUGGCUAUGGGUCCUGACCAGAGAAACCAUGGUGUCCGCUGGUGCUGUCUGUGUCCAGACGCCAUUCAGACCUCAGCGGCUUCUAACAAGGAUCUUACCUCUCACCCAGAACUAGCCAAGCAGUAUGUACAAAAGCACGGAGCUAUGCCAAUUUCCCAGGUGGUACAGGCCGUUAUGAAACUGAUACGAGAUCCAGACAACAACUGCGCCAUCUUGGAGGUGUCCCAUGAGAAGGGGGCUCGUUACCUGCGACGACAGGUUGUUGACCGCGAUGAUGUUUCCGAUGUCGAAGUGGUGGACACGUACUGAGGACUGAGGGGCUCGUAAAACCUACUCAAAAUUCUUGUUAUUCUUUUUAUAAUUUAUUAUCUCUCACAGAUACAUAACACAUAAAAAGCAAUAUUUUACAAUAUAACAACAUAAAAGCAAACAUAUGCACAUAGAUUAACAGUCAUUUUAAGAAUACGUCCAUCUGCCAAGCCAGCAAUGUAAUAUUUUACACAACAGAGACAAAGUAUGUAUUCUUUUCACACCUCACACAAAUCAAGCAAUCAUCAUAGAAGGCACCUUGGAUCUCAUGUGUAAUAGGCUGACAGCGCAACAAUAUUAAUGUAUGUAAUAUCAACACAUGUAAUUUAUGUAAUCA
Pomacea canaliculata is the source of this 809-nucleotide messenger RNA. RefSeq names its product 15-hydroxyprostaglandin dehydrogenase [NAD(+)]-like. Lineage: Eukaryota; Metazoa; Mollusca; Gastropoda; Architaenioglossa; Ampullariidae. Bases 35 to 472 code for a protein of 145 amino acids. Gene Ontology annotation, cellular component: cytoplasm. The transcript has 4 exons. The record is from RefSeq and is a predicted model, not a curated record. Gene Ontology annotation, molecular function: oxidoreductase activity, acting on the CH-OH group of donors, NAD or NADP as acceptor.